GUAAAAGUGAACUAUUAUUCUAUUUUCAAUUAGUUAUUAAAUCAAUAAACUAUUGAUUAUUUGCGCAACUAAAAAUCUGACAAUUACAGAAAUAAUUACCAAGUUCCCCAAAAUAGAAUGAUGAUAACAUUCGUUUAAGAAGAGUAAAAAAUAAACGACUGGUGAACGAAAAUUCAAUACAGCGCAUUCGAACAUUAAAUAGGCCCCAGCUAGGAUGGGACGCAAAUGUUGCGUGCCUAAGUGUAGCUCCAAUUACGAUGCAGUACUACGUAAAGGUCAGUCUACUAUCAGCACAUUCAAGUUCCCCGAGGAAAAGCAUCUUCGAGAUAGUUGGCUACGGGCACUUAAUAGGGGAAACGACUGGCAGCCUGGUAGGACGGCAAGUAUCUGUAUUAAUCACUUCCAACCGGAGGAUAUAGUACGCUACGACAAACCAGCAAAGCUUAAACCAGAAGCUGUGCCAUCGAUUUUCGAAAAUCUGUCUAACAAGGGACCGAUUGUCAAGCGGGGUAGACCUAGGAAAACCGAAACUCAAGGGAACUCUUUGGGCGAGGAUGAACAAUACGAAGAUGUUUUAUACGAAGAACAUCUCGAGCCCGUCGAUGGCCUAAUGGAAGAAUUGAUCCUUGAUUUCGAUAGCUUUAGUCAACAGAUAAGCGAAAAACUUUGCCUGGAAAGGUGGCAUCAUUAUCAAAAUAACAACGUGCUUCACUUCUACAACAUUUAUGAACACGAUACCGACAGUGCCAUUCGAAUAGAUAAUAGUAUAAAAGUAUACGAGGAUAUGAAAAUGAAACUAUUUCUGAUGAAUGUACGACAAGCGGAUGAGAAGCUUCAGUGGAUUUUAGGUCAUGACAUGAAAAUAUGUCGGUGGUCUCAGUUCGAAACCAUCUUGAAGAAGUAUGAUUCCAAACUUCACCAACUGAGAGAAAUUGUCCAAACAAAUAAUGAUGAAAAUAGCGAGAUCCAUUCAGAAGAGCAAACAGAAGAAUGCAAAGGUCCAUCUCCAAAUUUUGACUCGUCCGUGGAAUAUCUUGAUCAGCAAGAAGAUGAAGAAAUUGAAUUUUUGGCAGUGGAACUGGCAAAUACACAAGAUGAAACCAUUACUUCCGUUCAAUCUGUGCGUAAUCCACUGCGAACCAAUAAGGAACGGGUUGUAACGGCACAAGAACGGGUUGAACGAAAAAAUGUUCGUGAUGUCGUUCAAAAAUUGAAAAAUGCGAAACAUAAAUGUUUCAUCUGUCAACAGGAGCAUGAAUCGAACGAGGAUUUCGAACGACAUUUACCGGAACAUACUGUUAUGCUACCGUUCAACUGUGAGCAGUAUACAUCUCAGGCCAUAACCAUCAAAACACUGGCUUCGUUGAAUAAGCACUUUCUAAUGCAUCAGAAACCAUUGAAAUGCAGGUCGUGCGACGUCAGGUUUUCCACCUACAGUACCCGGCUUUUGCAUGAACAAAAUAGCCACGAAAACAGUGGUCCUUUCACGUGCGAGAUUUGUGGGAAGAUUUCCCAUUCCCUCAGAGGACAUCAGCAUCAUUUUAAGGUCCACACAAAUCCAGAGUCGAUGAAGUGUCAACUAUGUGGAAAACAGCUUUCGUCUGGAUACGAAUUGAAACUACAUAUGCGAGUGCACACGAAAGAAAAACCAAACAAGUGUCCCUUUUGUCCAGCUUCUUUUAAUCGGAUAUCCAACUUGGUCGUACACAAACGUCGUCUGCAUGGUACAGAGAAACCGUUCCGGUGUGCAAGCUGUGGGGAAGAAUUUCGAUCGAAUGUUGAACUGAAGCGACAUGCCAUGGCGAGCCACGAUUUUGAGACACCUACCAUAUCUAAAGAAAAGAGCUUUCGGAAAAUUAAUACGGCAUCCUCCAAAGAUGGUAAAAGAGAUUACCAUUGUAAGGCCUGUGAUAAGCAGAUGCCGAAUGCAUCUAGCUAUCACUCUCAUAUGAGAAAACAUCGCAAGCGUUACCAAUGCAGCUAUUGUGGGCUUCGCGUUGGUCAGUUAAGGGAUUUCAUUGACCAUGAAAAUACCCAUACCGGUCGCAGGCCCUACGAGUGUGAAGUAUGUUCGAAAACAUUCAAGACUUCAUCUACAUACUAUGGCCACCGAGCGGUUCACACUGCAGAAAAGCGAUUCAACUGCGAAGUGUGCGGACGACGGUUCAAUCGACUGCGGCAUAUGGUCAUCCAUGCAAGAACUCAUGCGAAAACGUCGUUUCAGAAGUCGCACGCCUGUUCAAUUUGUAGUGAAACGUUUCCUGAUCGAAAUUCCCACAGUAAACAUGUUGAAUCGCAUAACGUAGUACAACCUGUCGAGAAUCAACCAAAUUCAGAGGAAAACCCAGAACCUCAAGUGAUCGCGAAUACCGGAGAAUCACAGCUAGUUACCCUAACGUUGGCUGCACCGGUGUCAAAACCACUUCAACUUCCUCGAAUCAUCCACACGUCUGAUGGAAAGGAAGCUAUUCUUGUGACGGCGGACAUGAUAAGUUCACAGAACUUUUUUAUUCUGCAGCAAUCGGCUAAAGACAGUGUUGAUAUGUAAUAUAUUUGAUGAUAGUAACAACUGAUGAAAAUAAAAAUAAAAGCUCGGGGUUGAGUCC
Molecule: messenger RNA, 2606 nt
Organism: Ochlerotatus camptorhynchus
Lineage: Eukaryota; Metazoa; Arthropoda; Insecta; Diptera; Culicidae
Product: zinc finger protein ZFP2-like
Exons: 3
Coding region: 215-2548 (777 amino acids)
Biological process (GO): regulation of transcription by RNA polymerase II
Cellular component (GO): nucleoplasm
Molecular function (GO): DNA-binding transcription repressor activity, RNA polymerase II-specific; RNA polymerase II cis-regulatory region sequence-specific DNA binding
Source: RefSeq, a predicted model, not a curated record